Ceratina calcarata is the source of this 6132-nucleotide messenger RNA. RefSeq names its product BCL9 domain-containing protein legless (gene lgs). Lineage: Eukaryota; Metazoa; Arthropoda; Insecta; Hymenoptera; Apidae. Bases 620 to 4408 code for a protein of 1262 amino acids. The record is from RefSeq and is a predicted model, not a curated record. The transcript has 7 exons.
AAAUAAUCAAAGCGACCAUGAAGUGACAAAUAAAGUUGGAGAACAAUGCUCGCGAAUGGCAAGGAAAUCUGAGUGCAGCGUGCAUUGGCCCCCGUUCUAUGUUUUGGAUACGUCUUACGCGUUCACAACGUGGUGUUCCGUGCGACAUUAGAGCCGGAGGUACGCUAUGUACUCGCAGCGCAUACGAGGCUGACAUUUAGAUAUUUUCCUCGUCCCGAUACCUCGCUGGUAUUGGUCUUAUAUUCGUAUUACUGUAUCAGUCGGCCGCUGACAACCGAGAUUCCUCCAUGCGUAGGAAUCCGAUUCCGCGGUUACCUUAAUUAAAUGACUGAGAACAAGUUGAAUCGGCGGUCACCAGAACUUCUUAUUACGUCCGAGGAUACAACAAGAAAUCACGAAGACAUGCCUUCCUCGAGAGUGCCGUUCCAGACAGUUUUUUAAGCACUAAGUUUGCAUGGGUACCGGUCAACGAUAUUUUCGUUGUUAACCUCCAAUGGUGACCUGCUAGUUUUCAUCGUGUUGUUACACCGCGCCUCGCGGACAGUAGUGGCCAUGUGUUUGAUUUUCUCCCAGUUGACCAAUGUCUGACAGGAUUAAACUCAUCUAGUAAGCUUCAAACAUGAAAACAGAAAAGAAGCCCAGUGAACCAACUUGUGUACCAACCACUGUAGUGAAAGAGGAACCUGAUACUGAUCCAGUUAAGAUCAAGGAAGAAGGUACUGGGGGCAAUAACGAUGAUACAACUGGAGAGGAUACGACUGAAUGUACCAGGGAUUCUUGUUUGGAUCCAUCAAAUGGUGAAGGUGCAUUGUCAGGAGAAAACCAAAAUAAUAGUGCAAAUCAGCCAAUUUUGAACUCAGUGAAACAAGAAGGUGAUCAUAACAAUCCUACAGACGAUAUACCUGAUUGUAGUGGUAAUGUGAUUACUGCAGAUGGUAUACAGCCACUAGUUAGUAAUGUUCUUGGCAAACAAAUGGGAACUAGCACAGGAAGUGGUGAAGCUCAGUAUAUGCAACAACAAAGUCAAAUUUUCGUGUUUUCUACAACGUUAGCAAAUAAAGGUGCAGAUGCAGUGCUGCAAGGACAAUAUCCUUCCAUUAUUGCUUACCAUUGUGCACAGCCAGGAACUAAAAAAUAUUUGGAGAAACAUCCAAAUAAGGUGAAUCAAUUUCGUCAAAAUCCUGCGCAAUGGUUAAACAAUCUUGCAAUGAUGAAACAGAAAGGCCAUCAAGGGAGUGCAAAUAAUACGUUUCAAAAUGAACAACCACCUGAUCUGCCAACCCUUGAUCCCAACGCUCCCCCAUUUUGGAACGAGCAACCAAAUCUAAGAAACUUGAACGGUGGAAAUACUCUCGGGAAUCCCGAACCAUCAUUGGAUGACACAAACAUAGACGUGCCUUGCCUUGUACCAAACUCACCUGGUAACACAGCGAAUCCACAACCUCCUAAUAGUACUGCAAUGGGCCACAGUCCCAAUUUAUUAGGAGGUACAACCAGCCCAGGUCCAGGCAGUUUGCAACCAUCGCUGCAAGGUGUAAAAGUUCCAGAUGAAAAUUUAACUCCGCAACAAAGGCAGCAUCGAGAGGUUCAGUUAGCAACUAUUAGGAAAAUGCAAAUGAUGUUGUUUCCCGAGCACAAAGAAGAGCCGUCUAGUGCACUGGACGCAGCACAAGGCACAGCAGUAUCGACGUGUCAGCAAUCGAACGUUCCUUCGGUCGUGCCGACGCAGUGUCCUCCGACUAUGGAUUGGCAUAAGUUGCAGCAUCAGUUUCUCGAUGGGAAGAACAAGGUCAGCGUUGGAAGUCCUGGAACCGGUGUUCCAUUACGAGGUGCUAAUAUGGUAGGGGUUCCGCGUAGUCAAGGACCACCGCCACCAUAUCAUCAAACCACGCGGUCCGCGAGCGUGCCGAUUGCAAUACAAAGUCCAAAUCCUUCUUCACCCAACAAUCCAACUAGCAAUUUGUCGUUACCCUCACCUCGUGCGAGUUCGGCGCUCAAUUCACCCGCGGACUGCAACAGACAGUUUCAACUCAGCAAUCAAAGAUCGGGUCAUCUACCAGGACAAAGUCCGACCAGUCAAGACUCUCCGAAUCCGACGGUUGGAAAUGCAUCGGCCGUAUCGUCAACGAGACUUAAUCAUAGCAACCCAGGAACCCCUGUUUCCCAUUCACACAUCUCGACGCUAAGCCCCAGCGGACCAGCUGCUCAAAAAGAUUCUUUGGACUUUCCUUCGAGUCAACCUCCCAAUGUGGAUGGUAUGUUUUGCCGCACGCUGCAAUCCUUAGCCCAGCAAAAGCAACACACUGGAGCGGUGAAUGCGGCGGGAGUGAAGGAAGCGAAUUUGAUGCCGGUUCCGAGUCCUCAGCAGAUCCAGUAUCUCAACACCUUCGAGGGACAGGAACUGACUAUUCAAAAGCAACCAAAUACGAGUCUGAAAGAUGGCAAUUUGUCUACAAACGCGGGCAGCAAUACGGAGAUGUCGAACAGAAUUAUGCCGGGAAGUUUGGACAGCAGUAAUCAAUUCCCGGCUAGGUCCGAAGGCGCGAGUCCUGUUCAAAUGGAUAGCAUGAAUCGUGGAUUCACGGGCUCAUUGCACAGUCCGCAUACUCCUCAUACUCCGCAUACACCAGGCAACGGUGCCCCACACACUCCGGUUGAUUCAGGAAAACCCGGAAACAAGUCGAGUGCGAGUGCACAAAGUAGUCCAGCGUCACACAAUACAAACAUACCCGACAGUAUGGGUCCUCCGAGAACGGUACCAGCGUCGCCCACCACGAAACCAGAUACAUCUCCCCCGUCGACGAAAGAUACUCAGCAGUCACAGGCUCAAUCCCAGCAGCAGCAGCAACAACAACAACAGCAGCAGCAGCAGCAGCAGCAGCAGCAGCAGCAGCAGCAACAGCAGCAGCAACAACAACAGCAGCAGCAGCAACAACAACAACAACAACAACAACAACAACAACAACAACAACAACAGCAACAGCAGCAGCAACAACAACAGCAACAGCAACAGCAACAGCAGCAGCAGCAGCAAGCGGCGGUUGGGAAUUCAAACAAUUCCGGGAACACGUCAGGGGUACCUCCGAUGGGAGGUCCAGGCGCUUCCUUUGCCUGCGGGAGACCAUCUAUAAACGUGAGUCAACCUUCAGACAAUGUGCCUCUUAAUCCUAACAAUAUCGGAGGGCGACUCGGCAGUCUAACCGCGAUGAGUACAAAUCACUUCGAUCCUAUUACUUCCUUGGCCCAAAUGAGCCAACAGCUGACCAAUACGGCAGCUAGCAACUCGUUAGGUAACGAAGGGCCGAUGCAUUCCGGGAACGCCGGGAUGAUGCAGUUCGGUAAUCCACACGGUAUGCAUAUGAUGCAAAUGGGCGGUGAGAUGAACGGAAGUUGUCACAUGGGUGGCCCAACUAGUGAACCGGGCGAAGUGGGGGGCAUGUGCAUGGGUCUAGCAGGGCCACCGACGAGCUAUAGCCCAACGACGUCGCAUACAGGAAGUCCCGGUGUACCUAGCAAAAUGGGACAUCCGAUAAUGGGUCACGGUAUGAUGAGUAGUCAUUCGGGCAAUGCUGCGGGAGCGUAUCCUGGAGGCGAUCCUCACGCGCCACCACCGAGAUUAAUGGCAGGACAUGUCACUGGUCCAAGUCCUUAUAACGGAGCGAACGUUCAAGUGAAACCCAGUGCUCCGAAUACGAUACAAUAUUUACCGGCGAGGCCCAACGUCGGUCACACGCCUAGAGGGCCGCCGAGUUUGGACUUCCUUCAAAGAUUCACGAAUCCUCUGUCCAAUUUGGAAUCAAAGAUGGGCUCGCCGUCUGUGAAUCUUCAGUACUUCCCGAACGGUUGCGUGCCGAACAGUAUGGGUCCGCACAGCGGCAUGCCGUCGUCCAUGAGCGGCGGACUUCCCGGUAUGGGCAGUUCUCCGAGGAUGGACGGACAAUCGAUGAGCACGUCCGUCGGUGUGCACCCCUCGAUGAGACCGGUCGGCAACAUGAGACCUCAGUCGAAUCUAAUGCGGAUGCAACACAUGGUUGGCGGGGGCGUCUUUCCAGGCGGUUCGAUGGAUCCGGAUAAAGUCUUCCCACCUGACAUGGUGUCCCAAGUUCCCAAUCAACCGAACCCCGGCAUGUACGUGUCCGGCAGUAAAGGCAGCCCAAUGGGAUUGGGACCCCCGCCGGACGCGACCCAGCCGUUACCUCCGAGCAUGGGUGGUGCUACUAGUAACUUCAAGAACAGUCCGUUCGUCGGUAGUGGGCCUAGUAUGUCAGAUCCGAAUUAUGCUCAACAAUUCCAUAACUUCCAGCAGCAACUUUACGCGACCGGAACAAGAGGUAGCGGACCGCCACAUCCUAAUCUACAUCCACCGCCGAACUCGCAUUCGCACCAACAGUUCUUCAUGCCGAAAUAAGAACGGAACGUGUGUGUGUGUGUGGUUUGUCUGAUCCUGGAGAAAUAGGUGUCGAUGAUUUUACGAUUGUGGUGGCCUUUCUGUGUCCUUCUUCGGCGAUUGCAUUCAAAUUAGGCCGGGGAUGUAAUUCUGAUUAAAAAAUGAACUUGCAUUUUCGGUCAAUGUUAAAACUUUAUAUACGAAAUUAUUCGCGCGCGAUUCUGUAAAGGACUAUAAAAAAGUCGAAUUUGUUAAGGUUCUAAUGUUGAUGUGAUGGAUGAUUACGAAGAAUAAUUAACGGUGAACCAUUAUCCGCGGUGAUGGUUGAUCGCGUGACUGGCAUGGUGACAAGACUUCUCGUUCAAUUCUUUAUUUACGGUGUUGUUUAUGUAAUGUGUUAUUAUAUCGAUAAGCGUUUUAUUCUUAAAUUACAUAGACAUUGAAAAGCCUUCUUAAUGUCUAACGCGUCUUCAAAAAAAUCUGUUCCAUCAUCUAGAGGAUAUCGCUUUUUCGUAUCAGAAUUCUCUUUCUCUCUGUAAAUUGGAAACAUAUUACGAACUUGCGUAGACGUACGCGGUCCUUGUAAAUACUAAUGUAAAAUCUGAUUUCUUCGUAGUAAUCGUAAUUUCGUCGAUCGGAAUGUACGAUGAUCGUUGCUAGAGAUUCUCGAAUCAGAAAAAACAGCGGAACGAAAAACUUAACGACAAAAGACAAAGGUGAAUAUAAAUGCGUCUCAUCUUCCCUUUUAUUUGAACGGUUGACACUCGCGGUAUAUUAUUACUGCGCGAGGAUUUAUCCAAGUAUUUGAAAGGAACGACGAGAAGCUACGUCGGCGAACGAUUCAUCCUUCCUUUUAUCAUUAAAUACUUAAAGAGAAAAAGAAAAAAUGCAGUCAGACAAGCUCAAAUUCAUAAUUGUACAUAUAUACGAUAUACAUAUAUAUAUAUACAUAUAUAUAUAUUAUAUAUAUAUAUUACCUGUUGCAACAUACUCCUUUAAAACAGUAUCGCCCGUCCCUUCUAUUCCCCUCACCGAUUUCCCUUUCGUGACCAACACUGUGCAUAAUCAUGACCCAACGUAGUAUAACAAUUAUAAGGAAAAAAGAGUAAUUGACUAAGAACAAUUAUGUUGUUGAUGAAUGAUUUUUAUUAUAAAUGAAAAAUAAAGAUAUUUACAAGAAGUCAGUAUCAGAAUUCGAUCGAUAAUGAAUUUCGUGGCUAUCUCAAAGCGAGUGAUGGAGUCUUUCUUUUUCGAUAAACUUUAUUUUCUUUCUUUUUCGCCGCUUUUGUCGAGAACCGAACGCAGACUCGUUUCAGACAUGGCGACGACCUCGCGUCGCAAUUUUUUUUGGUCGAUCGAAAAAAGCAGGCUGCUACCAGCGCUUGUUUGGAUCUGUGAUAGUCAAAGCGAAAGAAAGUGUAUCCUUUUUCUCUUCAUUCCGAAGACAUCGAUACAUAUCUAUAUUCAAUUAGGGAAUGACUCUUUAAUACUACAUUACGUUUACUUAAUUUUUACAUAUUGUGCACGAAAUGAGAGAGAGAGAGAAAGGAUGAGAAAAUGAGAACGAGAAAGUGAGAAGAGCAGGUGCAAAGAAAUAGAAAGUAGAAAGUGAGAAGAAAAAUCUUUUUCGAAGUAGCUUAACACAUUCAAUGCAGGCGAUGUGAACGUAUGCGUCUUGGCGGAUUUUCUAUUCUUCAAUGGAUAACGCGUAUGUUCGCAUCAAUAGUCUUGUAUAAAAAAAAAAA